AUGAGUCAGGAAUAUCACCCCGGCGAGGGCUCGUCGAGAGCCGGUUCGUCUCGAUUUGGGGGCGAAGAAGAGGAAAGAAGUCCUUUCCAACCCCCGCCAGCCUAUAUGACUGUGGGCAACGGUUCGACGUCAGAUAGCGCCACGGCUUUGAUGAGCUCGCUGAACAACGACUCGGGAUAUGGAGGUAGCAUCGCAGGAGAAAGCGCCAUCGAAGCCGAUGCGAAUGCGGCUUGGCGUGCAGAGUUGAGGCAAGACAGGCCAACGCCCGCGCAUACUCCGACGCGCCCCGGCGAGUGGAAUCCUGCAAUGGAACACGAAAGACAAGUUGUCGCAAACCAUGUGCAUCAACUUCUAUACAACUCAAACCGAACAAAGUUAGGGCGUGCGAUCUCCAGGACCAUCGAAACCUUGAAAGAGCUCCAGGAUAUGAAUCGCCAGUGGCCUGCCCAUUAUCCCUCCGUGCAAACCUCCCAAAGCAACCCUUCUUCUCCCUCACAACGCCCCCAGUUACCGCAUUCGCAUUCGUAUUUCGGUCCAAAUGACAGCCAACCAUCAACACCACCUCGACCAAGACAAGUCAGGCGUGCAGCAACUACCAUGGGAGGGGAUGAUUUGGAAGAGUCCAGUGCAUCUGCUGAGCGCCGCGCACAACCCGAGCCUCGAUUGAUCACACCUCAGAUUGCACAGGAAUUCUCUAUUCUCAAGUUGGACCUGAAACUGGGCGCUCUAUCGCAGGCUGAGCUGGUGCAUUCUCUGGAAAAGGCUUCAAUCGCCUCUUUGUUGGAUGGGAAGAUUAACCAGAGCAUCAAACAUCUUCUUUCCCUCCGAGACCGAAUCGAGGAUACUGCGAGCAAGGUACUUAUCACAGGAGAUCUCAACGCCGGAAAAUCCACAUUUUGCAAUGCACUUUUGCGGAAGAAGGUCCUCCCCGAAGAUCAACAGCCCUGCACUAGCAUCUUCUGUGAAGUUCUGGACGCUCGAGAGAACAGUGGUAUCGAAGAGGUCCAUGCUGUGCACAAGGAUGUCCAGUAUAGUCGUAACGACGAAAGCACUUACGACGUCUAUGCAAUGAGCGAGCUCGAAAACAUUGUUGUAGACAACACUAAAUACAUGCAAUGCAAAGUCUACGUCAAGGACGUUCGAUCGAUCGACGAGUCUUUGCUCAACAAUGGCGUGGUUGAUAUCGCCCUGAUUGAUGCUCCUGGUCUUAACUCGGAUUCUCUCAAGACAACCGCCGUCUUUGCCCGGCAAGAAGAGAUCGACGUUGUUGUAUUCGUGGUCUCUGCCGCUAACCACUUCACCCUCUCCGCAAAGGAAUUCAUCCUCAACGCUGCCCACGAAAAGGCUUACAUCUUCAUGGUUGUAAACGGAUUCGAUCAGAUCAGGGACAAGCAACGAUGUGAGCGCAUGAUCCUGGACCAAGUCGCCAAGCUCAGCCCUCGCACUUAUAAAGAGUCCGCCGAGUUGGUUCAUUUCGUUUCGAGUAAUGCCAUUCCAGUUGCACCUCCUGUGGCUGUGUCUCAGUCCGGCUCUGGUGGUGGCUCUGAUCCCCAUGAUGACGGUGACGAUGAUGACAAGCCCGAUUCGGGCAAGGAUAAGGGCAAGGGCAAGGAGAAGGAGAAACUGCAGGACUUUGAAAACCUGGAAGGUGCUCUCAGACGCUUUGUCCUCGAGAAACGGUCUCGAUCUAAACUCGCUCCUGCACGAACUUAUCUCCUCAACCUUCUUGCCGACCUGAACUCGCUCGCCACCGUCAAUCGGGAUGUUGCCGAAUCGGAGCUUAAGCGAGUGACCGAGGAGCUGGCAGAGCUGGAGCCUGCUUAUGAAAACGGUAAAAAGAAGAAGAGUGAGUUGGCCGACGGGGUUGACAAGGCCAUUGACGAUUCUUGCGAUGAUGUUUACAACCACACUCGAUCGUAUUUGUCGAGUACCAUCGCUCGAGUUUCCGAUGCUGAUCUUGGUGUCGAAUACCCUGGUCUAUUUUCGGUUUUCCAAUAUGCCGAGGAUUUGAAACUCGCCAUGCUCGAUCAAAUCUCUGCUGCAGUGACUGGCUGCGAGGACUAUGCUAGAGAUAAAACCGUUCAGGGCGUUGGCUUUAUCCAAAAUAUCGGGCUUUUGCAUGUAGGAGAAGACAAGUUCUCUGCUCUCAACUUCCGUGCGGACAUGAUGUUCCGCAAGGGUCGUCGCCAUGCCCUUGGCAGACAAGUCAACACUGAGGUCGAGCUUUGGGAUUUCUUUGAUGUCGCUGGUCUCUGGGAACGCCAGGAGAAGCUGGCAGGUACAGGGGUUGCAAUGACAGCCCUUACCGUGGUUGGUGGUCGGGUCUUUAGUGGCUUUAGCUGGGUUGACAGUGCACUCAGUGCUGUCAAGGUCUUGGGCCCGAACAACUUGCGUCGCCUUUUCUUCCCUAGCGUACUUGCAGCUGCUGUCUUGACCACGGCUUACGUGCUAUCCUCAAUUCCGACAACCCUACCGCCGCGUUUGUCUCGCAAGAUCUCGGCGACUCUCGCCGAUAUGGACUAUGUUCACUCCAACGCCAGCCGGAUUUCAUCUGAGGUCAGACGUAUCCUCCGUCUGCCCGCAAACAACUUGCAGGCUAGCCUGUCCCAAGAUAUCGAAGACCUCGCUCGACGCAAGCAAGAGGUCGGCAAGGUCAAGCAGGAGAGCGACGUUGCUCUCAAGUACUUCGGAAACCUCUUCCGUGAGAGUGGCGAGAACCGCCGUUCUGUGGAUGAUCUUGACCUCGAUGGCCCACUCCCUGCUGGCAUGGGCGCAUAUGAGGCAUAA
Messenger RNA from Penicillium manginii, 2787 nucleotides. Its product is annotated as mitofusin. The transcript has 4 exons. Gene Ontology annotation, biological process: mitochondrial fusion. Bases 1 to 2787 code for a protein of 928 amino acids. Gene Ontology annotation, molecular function: GTP binding; GTPase activity. NCBI's taxonomy places the organism in Eukaryota, Fungi, Ascomycota, Eurotiomycetes, Eurotiales, Aspergillaceae. Gene Ontology annotation, cellular component: mitochondrial outer membrane. The record is from RefSeq and is a predicted model, not a curated record.